Molecule: messenger RNA, 5096 nt
Organism: Dichomitus squalens LYAD-421 SS1
Lineage: Eukaryota; Fungi; Basidiomycota; Agaricomycetes; Polyporales; Polyporaceae
Product: acyltransferase ChoActase/COT/CPT
Exons: 13
Coding region: 671-2539 (622 amino acids)
Biological process (GO): carnitine metabolic process
Cellular component (GO): peroxisome; mitochondrion
Molecular function (GO): carnitine O-acetyltransferase activity
Source: RefSeq, a predicted model, not a curated record
CUGGCGGCUCGGAUUAGAGCGAGACAUUCCAAGCGCUUACAUCUCACUGUACUACGAAGUCGAAUCAGUACUAUGUACCAAAGAACCGCAACGCGCGAGCGCACAGCUGGCUGCGUCUCGGCAUGAUGGUCCGAGACAUCCGACGAAAGUUCACGAAGGGCCCGUCGGCCAAGAAAAGCGGGAUUGGUCGGCUGUGGACAUCUGCCGGCGGGGGACUACUCAAAGCUCGUGAAGAUCAAUCGCGACGUGCCGGAUGCGGGGUGGCCAGUUGCCGGAGACCAGUACAUAUGCGGGGCCGCCUCAGGGCGCGCGGUCGUCACCGUUCACCUCGUUCGCGGCACCACGCUGAGCGAUGUUGCUCUGCUAGACUAUCUACUCGUCUGAUUAUCCUCUCUUGCCGUCUAGAUCGUGGCUCAGCUAGUAUUAGUGCAUCCCCCCGCGCACGGAAUACCCCACUCUAACUCCCCGUCCGUAUACCGACGCAAUCCCGACUUCCCCUCCAAGUCCGCCCAUAAGACCCUGCGAUCGGCCGCUGCAGACAGUCGACGCACUUUCUGCUAGCUGCCCAAUACCCUCCACACGCCGAAGGACGGAACGCUUUAUGUUCUCUCAGUCCACGCGCCGUACGGCUUCCGCUCGGUCUCGAUUGCUUUUGUCUCAUAGACCCACAAUGUCAAAACCACGCGCCCUCACCACCUCCGCGCCUCGCAAGUCCGAUGUCCCCCCAGGCUACGUCGCCGACCCCAGCCGCGGCCCCAUGCUCCGCUACGAAGCCUCCCUCCCCCGUCUGCCCGUCCCCUCCCUCUCUUCCACCGCCGCGAAGUACCUCGAGACGGUGCAGCCGCACGUGACCCCAGCGCAGUUCGCCAAGACGCAGGCGGCGGUGCGCAAGUUCGUCGAGUCCGAGCAAGGGCGGGUGCUGCAGGAGCGCCUGCAGGCGCGCGCGGCGCAGCCGGGCACCGCGAACUGGCUCGCGGACUGGUGGAACGAGACGGCGUACAUGGGCUACCGCGACCCGGUCGUGGUGUUCGUGAGCUACUUUUACGUCCAUUUGGACGACAAGGCGCGGCCUGGGCAGGCGAAGCGGGCGGCGCAGCUGCUGAAGGCGAUCUUGCCGUUCAGGGAUCUGGUUGAGAGUGAACAGCUCGAGCCGGAGAAGGUCCGCGGCGCGCCUUUGGCGAUGAAGUCGUAUGAGUGGCUCUUCCACUCGUCUCGCUACCCUGUGAAGCCUGUGGAUACCGCCAAGAAGUUCGAUCCCAAGACUCACAACCACGUCGUCUUCGUUCGCAAGAACAAGUUCUACAAGGUGCAGCUGGCGGACAAAUCCGGCCGCGAACUGUCCGCCCCGGAGCUAGAGGCGCAGAUCGAGAAGGUCAUCGCGCUCGCGGGUAACGAGAAGGCGCCGCCUGUUGGUGCGCUCACAUCAGAAAAUCGUGACAAUUGGGCAGACGCCCGCGCAGCCCUCCUUGCUGCCUCGCCAUCAAAUGCAGCCGCGCUGGAGGACAUUGAGUCUGCGAUAUUGGUCGUGGCUCUUGACGACACCAAGCCCGUCACUCGUGAACAGGCUAGCUGGGCAUGCUGGGUUGGCGAUGGCAGGAACCGUUUCUACGACAAGCAUCAGCUGAUCGUUUUCGAGAACGGCAAGUCCGGGUUCCUCGGCGAGCACUCUUGCAUGGACGGCACGCCUACCCUCCGCCUCAACGAGUUCAUCCUCGCCUCCCUCGCCGCGGGCAAGAUCGACCUCAACGGCGCCGGGACAAACGCGGAGCUUGAGCCCCCGCAAGAGCUCCAGUUCACGCUCGACGGCAAGACGCGCGAGUACAUCGCGCAGGCGGAGGAGAACUUCGACGCGCUCGUCGCCAAGCACGACCUCGAAGUCCUCCACUACGAGGGCUACGGCAAGGAGUACAUCAAGGCGUUCAAGGCGUCGCCCGACGCGUGGGCGCAGCUGGUCAAGCAGCUCGCGUUCCACAAAAUGUUCAACCGCCCGGGCGUGUGCUACGAGAGCGCGCAGACGCGCAAGUACCAGUUCGGCCGGACGGAGGUCAUCCGCUCAGCGAGCAACGAGAGCAAGGCGUGGGCGGAGGCGAUGCUCGACCCGACCCAGACCGACGAGCACCGUGCCGCGCUCUUCCGCAAGGCGAUCUCCCGCCACCUGCAAUACGCUGCGUGGGCCGCCGAUGGCCAGGGCGUCGAUCGGCAUCUGUUUGGCCUGAAGAAGUCGCUCAAGGAGGGCGAGCCCGUCCCCGAUAUCUACACAGACGAGGCAUUCAGCAAGACGAGCCAUUGGGAGCUCUCGACCUCGCAGCUUUCGUCGCCCUACCUCGACGGAUGGGGCUACGGCGAGGUCGUCCCCGACGGCUACGGCCUCUCGUAUUCGAUCGGCGACUACUACAUACGCUGGACGAUCACGAGCCUGAAGCGCAACACCGCCGAGCUCAAGCACUAUCUCGCGGAGGCCGCUACGGAGACACGGGCAAUGAUGGAGCGUGCGGCAAAGGCGGCCAAGAAGGCGGAAGGGGAAAAGGCGAAGUUGUAAUGUCUUGCUCCUAGUCAGGGAUCUGUGAUCCCUGCUGUAGGGGAUGGUUCCUUACGGGGGACACCUGGCUUGGCAUAGAGGGUUUUAUAUAUCAUACGUUUCCUCAAUUUAUCGACCUGGAAACAAACAAUAUACAAGCAUCGGCAACACCUAUAGUCUAGAAAGUUCAGCCGGACUGCCUACUGACGAGGCCGUGGCUUCCCCGCCAUCAAAGACAGGAUGCCGUGGCGGAGUUCCCGCACGGCGCAAUGCGUCGAGGUUCUUGUACCACCACUGUAUCGCGUAGUCUUUCUCCGUGUCCCCAAUGUCUUGCGAGAUCGCCUUGAACAAUACCUCUACAAGCUCUUCCCGCAUCUCUUCCGAACGACGAUCCACUUCGCGCUCAUUCGACGACAGGGGUACGGAAAGUAUGGUCGCCUUGACCUCAGUUAAGAGUCUCGGCAGGAGUUUGAGCGACACUGAAGGUACGGUCGCAACGAGCGCCAGGUGCAGGCGAUGCAGGUGUUCGGAAGAUGUUUGGGUCGAUUCGGACGCGGCGAAAACAGAGGACGACGCCUCUGCUUUGGGUGCGGUGGAGUACGGCAAAGUGGCCUUGACGGGGGCGGCGCCGACGUGGCGAAUGGCGUCCAGAAGCACCUCGAUGCAGAACCAGGCCAUAGCGUCGGCUUGGGCUGGCCCUGCAUCGCGCACGUCGUCAGGCACGGAGUCCGCGUACCCGAAAGAGCUCGCGCUGCGGACGAGCGCAGCGUAGGCCAUGCAGAGCUGCAGCGUGCUCAGGCGACCGUCCGACGAGUUCUCGAUGAGACAUUGCGCAUACAUCGGCACGAUCUUCUCGGCGAACGUCGACCCAGCUGCUGCAGGCUCUCGUGCCUUCUCAGUAUCGUUCCUUCGUGCGUGGGAAGCGAAGAUAGCAAGCAUGACCGAGUGCGCUGACUCGUACGUUUCUCGAUGACUGGGGUCCCAGAGAUGCGGAAGGCACAAGGGGUACACUCGUGACUGGAUGGUACCCUCCGAAAGGACAUGCAUAAGUUGUUCUGCACAUGCGAGAGCAAAUGCCGUCUUCGCGUUCAGUACGUUUCGGGGAAGGAUGUCUACUCCUUUACCCUUGCCGGUCACACCGCCAUUCUGGCAUAACUCCUCCACAAAGCGCUUCGCCUCGGACUCGCUUGCGGAGAGCACAUCCAGCGCCAUGUAGAACGCGCGCUUGAGCUCCGGCAGCCCGCCCUCAGAGGUGGACGCGACGCCACCAAACUGAGGCAUGACGAAUGACAAGUGCGAGAGCGUAUGCAGGACGCCUAGAGCAGCGCUGUGGGGUGAGGGAACGCCGGAUGGCGAGGUAUAUGCGCCGUCCUCGUUUGGGCUGGGGACGAAGACCACAGCUGACAAGAUAGACUGAGAGAGCAUGAGCGUUGUGAAAAGGAGGGUCUUCAGGAUAGACCAAGUAGCCGUGGCUAUUCCUCGUGAACCCUCAUCCACAAAGCCAGCAUCAUCCUUAACCCCGGCUAGAGGGCACCUUGUCCAGUCGUUCUCAACGAUGUCCGUGAGGGACUGUAGGCGGUCGAGCGUGCGACCUAUAGCCUCCCAUCCAUGCACGCGCCUCGACUCUACAAAAGUAGUGAGGGAGAGCGCCGUGAACCUGGCGAGGGAAGCCAUCGAGCUGAUGUAUGUCGAGCUCGCGAUUGUCUGGAUAGUCUGAGCGAAGGUACUACCUGCGUGCACGGAGAGCUUGCCCUCUGCAUCGACACUGACCGAUGAGAGCGCAGGAGCAAGGAACACACCGCCAUGAAAGGCACGAUCGAUAGCAGUGGUCAGGACGUCUACGAUAGCCGGCAGUGGGAGGGCCUGUAACCUCUGGGGGUCGAUCAGCGGCGCGCACUGGGACGCAAGCAGAACAGCAAUAAGAAGUGUGUCCUCUGCUUCGUCCCCGGCUUCCAGCGUUCUCUUGAAAUCCUUCUCCCACCCGCUCCCUACCCCAGUAUACCCGUCGACCACCUCCGCGAGCGCGAUAACAACCUGCUCCUCGACCUUAGCCCUCGCUCUCGCCCCCUUCUUCUUGAGCCCCAGCUCCGCCUCCCAGUCCUCCAGACCCAGCAUCAGCCCAGCAGCGCACGCAAGCCGCACCACCGCGACGCUCCCUCUGAAUCCCUCGAGCACCGCCCCCAACCACUUCGCCGUUCGCCCAGCCACGUCCACACCCCUGGCGAGCAGCCCGCCUGGGUGCUUCUCCGCCUCCUCCUUGUGCACGGCGAGGCGGAGGUGGACGGCAUGCCGGAACGCGACCGAAAGCGCGCUGAGCUUCUGGUACGUGUACGGGCGGAAAUGUGGGCUGGCGAGCGUCGUCGCCGCAAGAGGCGUAGGAGUGCCGGGGACGGGGACGGGAGGACGCGCGAGGUAGUGCGCGAUCGACGCUUGGAGCGUCUCCAGAGGUAGAGUGGAGGUUGCGCGGGUGAGGUGACGGAUGAGGUUGAUGUAGCCGCGGUCCGACAUGGUCGAUGGAGAGUUUAUUAGCCCUUAGGCUCACCUUUCGAGGACGUGUCUGUCAAGUUAUUACGAUGGU